Sinocyclocheilus rhinocerous is the source of this 1691-nucleotide messenger RNA. It is a transcript of the gene trim35-28, whose product is annotated as tripartite motif containing 35-28. NCBI's taxonomy places the organism in Eukaryota, Metazoa, Chordata, Actinopteri, Cypriniformes, Cyprinidae. The record is from RefSeq and is a predicted model, not a curated record. Gene Ontology annotation, molecular function: zinc ion binding; protein binding. Bases 27 to 1460 code for a protein of 477 amino acids. The transcript is spliced from 7 exons.
UGAAAGUGAAAGUACAAGCUAACGACAUGGCAGACCACAGUGACGAGGAUAUCACAGACAGGCCAUCUCUUCUAGAGUCAGACUUGACGUGUCCUGUGUGCAAAGACAUUUUUAGGGAACCCGUGUUGCUCUCGUGUAGCCACAGUUUCUGCCAGGAAUGCCUGCAGGGCAGCUGGAAGAACCAGUCGAAACAGCAGUGCCCGCUGUGCAGAAAAUGCUGCGACGGAGAGACACCGAUUCCUAACCGCGCAUUAAAAAACACCUGCGUAACCUAUAAAAAGGAGAGGAACUGGAGAGGGCAAGGUACUGGUGUAGAUGAGGUCAUCUGUGGCUUGCACCAGCGGCCCUUCCAGCUCUUCUGCAUUAAAGACGAGGAACCCGUGUGCGUCGACUGCGUGACUCUUCAUCCAGGACACGAGCUGGUGCCCAUAGAGCAAGGAGUGCCUUUCUGCAAGGAUGAGCUUAACAUGAAAAUCAAAAUACUGGAAAGUAAGCAGGACUCCUUCAAAAGGAUGAAAAAAAGAUAUAAAGACACAAUCUCCUUUAUUGAGAGCCAGACUAAGGAUGCAGAGAAUCAAAUCAAAGAGGAGUUUGAAAGACUCCAUCAGGUCCUACGUGAUGAGGAGACAUCUAGAAUAAAUGCUUUGUAUAGAGAAGAAAAUGAGAAGAAGCAAAUGCUGAAUGAGAAGAUUGAUAUCAUCAGCCACGAUAUCACAGCUCUUGCUGAAUUGAUUCAGUCGGUAAAGAGAGAAAUGGGAGCGGAGGAUUUGACAUUUCUUCAGAAUUUCCAGAGGCUAAAAAGACGAACCCAGUGGACUGGUGAGGAACCAAAGAAGAUUCAAGGAGCUCUCAUCAACAUGGCCUUGCAUGUAGGCGCUUUGGGUUACAAAGUCUGGGAAAAGAUGCUGUCUCAUGUCACAUGUUUGCCUGUAAUCCUGGAUCCCAACACGGUCUCGCCCUGGCUCUCCAUAUCUCCUGAUUUUUCCAGUGUGCAACAGAGUUUGGAAAGACAGACCUUCCCAGACAACCCUGAGAGGUUUGAUCCCUGUGUUUUUGUCCUUGGCUCAGAGGGUUUCUCCUCAGGGCGCCACCGUUGGGAGGUCCGUGUGGCUGACCACCCCAAAUGGAUCUUGGGUGUAUGCAAGGAGUCAGUGGUUCGGAAGAGGAAGUUCACUGUAACAACAACAGCCGGAGUGUGGACCAUCGGUCUGAGUAAAGGAGUCUACAGUGCACUGACCACUCCACGCACUGAGCUGAAUCUAGAGAGAAGGCCUGAAACCAUCAGGGUAAAGGUCAAUAUGGAAAAGGGAGAGGUGUCCUUCUGGGAUACAGGCAACAACAAGCACCUAUGUACAUAUAAUGAUAAGUUCACUGGAAAGCUGUUCCCCAUCUUUGGCCCAGGGCUCCAGAGUACACCCAUCACUAUCUUGCCUGCUAAAGUGACCAUACACAAACAAUAAGUAAAUAUGCUUUGUUUCUUUAACAUCUAAGCCUGAUGAGACUGAAGAGUCUAAAACCUUCACUAAAGUUGCUACUUAGUUUGAACAGAAUUCAAGGAACAUUUCGAUUCAGUAGAAGUUAAUCUCAGUCAACAGCAUUUCAAACAGGACGUCAACCAUGACACUGUAAUGCCAUAAACCCUUAAACAAGUGUAAUUUAAACUGUUACAGAUCAAAAAAGUUUUAAAAGAA